AUGUCUUACCGUGGCAUUUCAAACCUUCCCAAGCUUCCCCAGGAGGACAUCUGGGUCCCGAAGAAGCUUUCCUCUUCUCGUUCGGCUCCUAGUGGGAUGGAGGACCAGGCAAUGGCCAUUAGCACGCCUUCCGACGAGAAGACGACCACCCCGGCAACCAACGGCCUUGCGAGCUCCCGUUGGGCUGCUGUCCCCGCCGAACCGAGCCAGGUUGGCAACAAGAAGGCUGCCAAGGCCGACCAGGAGAACAAGAACAAGAAGAACCACCAGAUGAAGCCUCGGAACUCGACCCUCAACCAACCUCGCCCAGACAACAAGACCCGCGGGACUCCUGCCAUUACGACGCCGGCGACCGCGCGCCGAAUCAUCGGUCCCCUCUCGGCAGAGGAGAAGGAGGUCAAGAUGGAGAAUCCUUUCUUCGACCCGACCAAGCACAAGGGCCUCGGCAGCUCUCGCUGGGCGAACGAGUGA
This is a messenger RNA of Diaporthe citri, 471 nucleotides long. RefSeq lists its product as uncharacterized. The record is from RefSeq and is a predicted model, not a curated record. The transcript has a single exon. Bases 1 to 471 code for a protein of 156 amino acids. NCBI's taxonomy places the organism in Eukaryota, Fungi, Ascomycota, Sordariomycetes, Diaporthales, Diaporthaceae.